AUGGAUUUUGGGGAUGGCAAUAUGAAGGGUACUCGGGAUUUCUCAAAAGAACAAAUGGCUAUAAGAAAGAAAGCCUUUUCAAUUAUAGAAGAUGGUGGGGAGCUUUGUGACUUAAUUGUUCCUUUUGCUAGAUUUGUGGCUAUGAAUGGCAUAACAUCCUUCAUAGCAAAGGUUUGCAGAAGAGACAACCCAUCUAAAGGAAGAUAUCAUGAAUUUUAUCAAUGUGAUUUUGAUAUUGCUGGUCAAUUGAAAGAAUGGGGCCAGAUUUUGACCGAAUUACUGGAUGAACUGGAAAUCGAAAAAUAUGAGAUAAAAUUGAAUCAUUUGAAGUUACUAGAUGGAAUGUUAGAAAUUUGUGGAGUUCCCCCCGGCAAGUUUAGAACUAUUUGUUCAAGCAUUGACAAGUUAGACAAGCAACCUUUUGACCAGAUUAAGACAGAAAUAUUCAUAUAUGAUGUUACGAUCGGAAAGUCAUUGUUCAGGCUUAAGUUUGAUUUUAUAGAUGUGUUAGUCACUUCGUGUUUUCAUGUUUUAUCAAAAAAUAGCAUUUUGAAAAGAUAUGGUGAGGGUGGCGAGAUUGUCACUUUAAAUAAGGUAUAA
This is a messenger RNA of Cannabis sativa, 600 nucleotides long. Its product is annotated as histidine--tRNA ligase, cytoplasmic-like. The record is from RefSeq and is a predicted model, not a curated record. Gene Ontology annotation, biological process: mitochondrial translation. Bases 1 to 600 code for a protein of 199 amino acids. The transcript has 6 exons. Gene Ontology annotation, cellular component: mitochondrion. NCBI's taxonomy places the organism in Eukaryota, Viridiplantae, Streptophyta, Magnoliopsida, Rosales, Cannabaceae.